Molecule: messenger RNA, 1089 nt
Organism: Salvelinus namaycush (lake trout)
Lineage: Eukaryota; Metazoa; Chordata; Actinopteri; Salmoniformes; Salmonidae
Product: KH domain-containing, RNA-binding, signal transduction-associated protein 2-like
Exons: 9
Coding region: 1-1089 (362 amino acids)
Biological process (GO): regulation of alternative mRNA splicing, via spliceosome
Cellular component (GO): nucleus
Molecular function (GO): mRNA binding; poly(A) binding
Source: RefSeq, a predicted model, not a curated record
AUGGAUCAGGAGAAAUGCUUACCGGAGCUGAUGGCCGAGAAAGAUACGCUGGACUCCUCAUUUGUUCAUGCAAUGCGUCUGCUUGCCGAAGAAAUUGAAAAGUAUGAGGGGGAUGAGUUGAGAAAAGACGGUGACGUCAAGAAAUACCUUGAUGUCAUCAGUAACAAAAACAUCAAGCUCUCGGAAAGAGUACUCAUCCCAGUUCAACAGUACCCAAAGUUUAAUUUUGUUGGGAAGCUGUUGGGUCCACGGGGCAAUUCCAUGAAAAGAUUACAAGAAGAAACAGGAGCAAAGAUGUCCAUCCUCGGAAAAGGCUCCAUGAGGGACAAAGGAAAGGAAGAAGAGUUGAGGAAAAGUGGAGAGGCCAAGUAUGCCCAUUUGAGUAACGAUCUCCACGUUUUAAUUGAAGCCUUCGCUCCUCCUGGAGAGGCCUAUUCCCGCAUGAGCCAUGCCUUGGAGGAGAUUAAGAAAUUCCUAGUUCCAGACUACAAUGAUGAGAUCAGACAGGAGCAGCUGAGGGAGCUCUCCUACUUGAACGGAGGAUCAGAAGACACCAGCAGAGGGAGGACUGUACGUGGGCGGGGCUUACGACUGGCUUCCACCACAAACACACGGGCACGGGGAGGUGCGGCCCCACCACCUCCACCAGUCAGGGGGGCAGCUGUACCCAGGGGAACAGUGGGUAAGCGGAGUGUCCUGCCACAAUCCACAUUAACGAGAGGAGUACCCGCUCCCAGGGCCAGGGGAACACCAGGGAACCCCGGAUACAGACCCCCACUGUUACCCAUCACACACGAAUCAUACGACGACUACGUAAGUAACAUGCUUUACUUUUUCUUUGACCCGCAGGGCUAUGAUGAUGGAUAUGACGGUGAAUAUGAUGACCAGAGUUAUGAUGCCUAUGAGGAGAACUACAGCAAUCAGUCAAAGAGCAUUUCUGAAUAUUACGAAUAUGGCCAUGGAACCAAUGACGAAGCCUACAACAAUUACGGUAAAAAGGAGUGGACUACAACCCGUCCGACACUCAAAGCCCCAACAGCAAGGCUCUCACGAGGGGGCUACAGAGAACAUCCCUAUGGUAGAUAUUGA